Molecule: messenger RNA, 786 nt
Organism: Naegleria gruberi
Lineage: Eukaryota; Heterolobosea; Eutetramitea; Acrasida; Naegleriidae
Exons: 1
Coding region: 1-786 (261 amino acids)
Source: RefSeq, a predicted model, not a curated record
AUGAGCACGACGACCACUACCGAAGAAGCCUUCUUUUUAUCAACUCAUCAAGCACCAGCAGCAACUGAGGAGGAAGAACAACAUUCCAAUCCAGAUGUUUGCUCUCCUCAUUGUAUACAAGAUGAAAUUGAAUCAAUUUUGAAUACAAAAUCAUUGCCAAGAAAAACAAUUACAGCAUUUGAAGUGACGUCGAUUUUCCAUUCCGUACAAAACCUCAUUAUUCAAUUUGCUAGUCAAGCAGAAUGCGAAGCUUCUUCCUUAAAUAAUAAUAACAAGUAUGAAGAGGUAUUAAUGGAGAAGGUAUUUGCUUGGUUGAGUCAAGUUUCUUCCGAAUUGUUGGUAAUAUUUGAAGAACAAGUCUACAUUGCAGUUGUUUUUGUAAAUAUGAUUAGGAGAAAGAAGGCUAAAGUUUUGGUGAAUGAAAUUUUCAAUGAGAAGGGAUUGAAUUUGAGCUUUGGAGAGGAUGUACUCUCUCAACAUGUUUCGAAUACUUUGGAAAAGUUAUGGAUUGAAAGAAAUUCUAAUCAAAAAUUGAGGAUUUCCAAUUGUUUUGUUGAGCAAGUUGCAUCCAUUUUGAUAGACUUAAUCAUGCUGACUAAUGACAAGAAGGCCCUUGAAUCAUUGCAUUCGUUAUUUGAGUUAUUCGGCAAACAAGUCAAUGCUGGAUUUUGGCCAGAGCAAAGAGAAGCCAUUUGCAGAUAUCUUUCGUACAAUUCAUUGAAUUUGAUGGGUCACUUUACCUUCUAUUCAUUGAAAAAGGAGUUAACCAUGGAAAUGGAUAAUUAA